Messenger RNA from Spirometra erinaceieuropaei, 5774 nucleotides. Lineage: Eukaryota; Metazoa; Platyhelminthes; Cestoda; Diphyllobothriidea; Diphyllobothriidae. The record is from the annotation of a GenBank genome assembly.
AUGGAUCUUCGCGUCGACAUCGUCGAGACGAGGCUCUGCAUGGACCAUCGCAGGAAGCCACCAGGUAAGUUAUUCUUCAGGUAAGUGCAUUUGCUCUGUUUCCUCCUUUUGUCUGUUGAAGUUCCGUGUCGUAUGCUGCUCUUGCUUUCUGCCCUCUAUAUGCUAGUCUGUCUGUUAAUAGCUAGAUGAAACUCUCGAUGCCUGCUGCGACUGUCUGUCUGUCAGUCUAUGCCUCCCUCUGCUAAUAGCUAGAUGUUACGGUGCUUGACUUUGAGUGGUGCCCUCACUUUUGUCUCUAACUGAUGACUGUGUCCGCUUGUCCACUCUAGUUCUAAGUCCCAUAGCGUUAGGUUGUGCGUAUGCUCUCUCCUACUUCACUCCAUCACAUCACCAUCACCACCAAGGUCACAGGCUAAUUCGAGUCGUUCUCUCACUAACAAAAAGUCGUGGCCCAUAGUGGAGUCCGGCAGCCGUCUGGGAUAACCGAGCAGCCCUGUUCAGGGAUGCGUUGCCUGCCCCGCGAGGGGAGGGGGCUAGAAAAGGUGCCCUAAAGAUCGCUGGGAACCACGCUGUCUGUAGGCUGGCCGUGGUCGCAGACAAAAAACACACGGUCGAAACAGCCAAAACCGAAACAACAACAACAAUCACUCUCUUCCUCUUCCAGCCAAUUCUUCUUCUUCUUCUCCUACUCCUACUUUUCGCCGCCGCAGUCGCCAGACUGACAGGGUGAGCCCGCUCACUCUGGCAGCCUGGAAUGUUCGUUACCUUUUAGACAAUCCGAUUUCCAACCGACCGGAACGAAGGACGGCGCUAGUGGCACGAGAACUGGCGCGCUACAAGGUGGACAUCGCCGCACUCAGCGAGACCCGAUUCUCCGAACAAGGCCAACUGGAGGAGGUGGGUGCCGGCUACACCUUCUUCUGGAGUGGUCGACCCAGGGCAGAGCGACGGGACGCGGGCGUCUCCUUUGCCAUCCGGACCGACAUCGUGGAACGACUGCCCUGCCUGCCGCAGGGAAUCAACGAUCACCUGAUGAGCUUCCGCCUGCCUCUCCGGCGAGGAGGCAAAUUCGCCACCAUCAUCAGCGCCUACGCUCCGCCGAUGAGCAGCCCCGACGCCGCCGCAAGGGACAAAUUCUACGAGGACCUGCACGCCAUCUUGGCGACUGUGUCGAAGGCGGACAAGUUGAUUGUCCUUGGCGACUUCAACGCCCGCGUCGGCACAGACCAUACUGCCUGGAGGGGAGUGCUGGGUACCCACGGUCUCCACGGCUCCAACGACAACGGCCUGCUGCUUCUCCGCACCUGCGCAGAACACCGCCUCAUCCUGACGAACACGUUCUUCUGUCUGCCGGAGCGAGAGAAGGCCACCUGGAGGCAUCCUCGGUCGCGUCAGUGGCACCUGCUGGACUACGUCCUCGUCCGGAGGCGAGAUCAGAGGGACGUGCUGAUGACGAAGGCGAUCGCGGGUGCUGACGGGUGGACCGACCAUCGCCUCGUCAUCUCGAAGAUGCGUAUUCGCCUACAGCCUCGCCGGAGACUACAAGGUAAGCGACUCCCAGGUAAGCUGAAUGUUGCCUUGUUGUCUUUGCCCGCUCACCAUCUUCAUUUCAGCAAUGAGCUAGCUCAACGGCUAGACAACCUUCCAAUCGCUGCCGCUGACGACGUCACCGCCGCCGCUGCCGAGAACGCCUCCGUGGAGAACCGCUGGUGUCAACUGCGAGACACGGUCCAGUCGAAGGCGCGAGCCGUCCUCGGUCGCGCUCCCCGUCAACACCAGGACUGGUUCGACGACAACGACGCCGCCAUCAGCAAUCUGCUCGCCGAGAAGAACCGCCUACACAAUGCCUACGUAGAUCACCCCACCGAGGACAACAAAACUGCCUUCUACCGUAGUCUCCGCAAAUUCAGCAACGGCUGCGCGAGAUGCAGGACGCCUGGACUGCUCGCAAAGCUGAGGAGAUCCAAGGCUACGCGGACCGCAACGAAUGGAAGAACUUCUUCUCCGCGAUCAAAGCUGUCUACGGUCCGCCGACGAAGGGCACUGCACCUCUCCUCAGCGCCGACGGCAGCAAUCUCCUGACUGAGAAGACGCAAAUCCUACAGCGAUGGGCCGAGCAUUUCCGAGGCGUCCUCAACCGUCCCUCCGUCAUCUCCGACGCCACCAUCGAGCGUUUGCCGCAAGUGGACACCAACGUGGACCUCGACCUCCCGCCAUCUCUCCAGGAGACCAUCAGGGCCGUGCAGCAGCUCUCCAGCGGGAAAGCACCCGGAUCGGACGCAAUCCCUGCUGAGGUCUACAAGCACGGAGGUCCCCAACUGAUGGAUCACCUGACUGCGCUCUUCCAGGAGAUGUGGCGUCAAGGCGAAGUCCCGCAAGAUUUAAAAGACGCAACCAUCGUGCAUCUCUACAACCGCAAAGGGAAUCGCCAAGUCUGCGACAAUCACCGUGGCAUCUCUUUGCUAAACAUCGCCUGGAGGAUCUUAGCUCGCAUCCUGCUCAACCGCCUCAAUAACCAUCUGGAACGGGGCCUUCUGCCGGAAAGCCAAUGCGGCUUCCGUCGUCAUCGUGGGACCACGGAUAUGAUCUUCGCCGCCCGUCAACUUCAGGAGAAGUGUCAGGAGAUGCGGACCCACCUGUACUCUACCUUCGUGGACCUGACGAAAGCCUUCGACACGGUGGCCGUGGUGGUCGCAGUAUUGGUGUCGAUGGUGAAGAUGAUUGGUUGCAUCGGCGUAGGUUGGUAUUGCUACGUUGCGACGAGCUGGAAGCUGUUCCGCAAGAACCAUCUGGGCUUUGAAAGCACGUUGAGAAAGGGGAACAUAUUAAUGGGCUUUAGGCGUUAACGGCGUUCCAGUCCUUCAGACCUCCCAAUUCGCCUUGGCCUUCACUGUCCAGUUGACUUCGAGGAUUUACGCUCCAGUUUAAACGGCAGUUCGCCAUGUCUGCCGGUCCUGGGUACGCGUGCCCCUAGGCCUUUCUGCUUCUUGAAUGUCCGCAGCGUAUUCUCUUGGUUACGUUUUUGCCCAUUCUGUAUCGACGUCACCUUAGGGAGACACCCGCGCAUAAAUCAUCUUUGGAAUGCGGACAUCCUAGUAGGUUGAUCUGCUUCAAUGUAGCACAGAACGGUUCAGAUAUACGACAAUCGAAUUCGCCUUACAUUAUUCAGACAAAAGCUUCUAGUAUUUAAAUAUGGUGAAUUACUUAGGGAAAAGUGGCGAGUUAAUUAAUAAGGAAAAACGUAAAAAAUGCAAGUUAGUUGGACUUGGGUGCAGCCGUAUGGUCCUUCGACUGAAGCCGUGUUGAAUGCUGUCUUUACACCUCCUAAGGUUUUUUUCACAAAUUGGGAAGGGACGACACUGUCUUCUUUACUGCCAAAAUUAACAACAAUGUCUAUCAAUGCACUGUGGUUUGCCCUAAAAAUCCUAAAAGUGCUGUAAUUUGAAAGCCUACUCUAAAGUAUGGAUUGCGAAAAACCUUCCAUUUUCAAGCUCGUUUUGAACCCAGACUGACUUGCAAGAGGAGGAACUGGAUUUUAUGUCAUAACUUCUAAAAGGAAGAAGGGAAAAUUGCUUUACUCCCAUACCUGAUAGGCCUAUCAGCGAUAACUGCGGACUAGAGUAUCAUCCGAGAAUCCUGAGGACUGUUGUUAGACCGCAGCCCUUGCCAAAGACUUCUCCCAGGUAUGAGCUUUUACUUCCCACAGUAAUAAGUUACGAAAAGCGUUAUAACUACAAAUUCUUUCUCUUCAUGCUGACCGCACUCAUUACCAGAGCCAGUCUGGUUCUCUCUCGUUUGGCGUGUUUUGACCCCUCCACGUAAACCAAUUUUGUUUGUGAACUCCUACUUGCCCUGAUUACGUGCAGUACGUCACAAGUCUCAUUUACACGGAAGUUACAUGUUCAGGGACCCUUUCGGCCAGAAAAUAUGGUCUACAUUUCAGUGUGGAUUAGUGUGGAACAUUACCGAAGAUAGUUCGUACAAGACAGCAUUUCUUUCUUAUGACAGGGCGUCUCACCAGCCAUUUGUGUAAUUCUUGUGUAUUUUAGACCGAACGGGGAUUUCUUAUAGUCGUGAUGUCUACAAAGCUCUGCUAUAUGUAUAUUUAUAUACAGGCAGGAGUAAAUUACCAACAAAAGCAAGGAAGACUGGGGUGGCCAGCCAUCUCUGGAUUAUUAGCCGGCGGUUGUCUACCGCAGGUUUGCAUGAAUGCGCACGUUGCCUAAUAAGUCAAUGCUGUGGGUUGAAUGUAUUGGUGUUAUGAAAGUAGUCGAGGCGAGUUCGGCGAGUGUUUGUGGUGCUCCAGGCACUGGUUGACCAGUCCCUAUGCGAUGGAUUCUCAAGCGACCGAUUAGGCCGAUGUGUGAGGUGAAUUUGCAAUCCAAAAUGAGGACAGGUAUGGACCGAGUGCUCAUCGCUGGCGGUGGAAGUGUUGAGGUUGAUGAUUGUCGGUGCGUUAGGAUUGAGUGCAUUGGCGUUGGGGGCAGGAACUGCCGCAGCAGAUAUUGAGGCGGUGGAGGAGGGUGGCAAUUGGAGGUCAGGAACGCGGUUAUGGUUGAUUGUCGACGCGGAGGUGGAGGUGGACGGGGAGACAGAAGGUGGUGUCCUCGGGGUGCUGCAGUUGGUUCUAUGAUGUCCAAAUCGGCCGAUUGGAGCCUGCAACGUUCGCUGUCAUCGUGGGCAGGUUGGAGGUGGUUGAGCGUAGGCGUUGCGAGGUGAGGCAGUUGUGAUUUAACACUUUCACAUUUAGCUUUUACGGUGGUUACGCGGUUGGAUUCGUAGAUCGCUGCGCCGAUCUUUACUGCUCUCCAUCAGGUCGGUCUGCCACGGACAAGCUCUCCCCAGCUGGCCGGGUCGAUUUGCAGGUGCCUGAGGCAAGUAUUCAGGGCAUCCUUCUAGCAACAGCCUGGGCAUGCUUGUCAACGGGAAUCCGUGGUGACAUCUCCAUAGGAAAGCCGUUCGGGUAGCCGUUCAUCGUCUAUCCGCAUGAGGUGGUCGCUCCAACGUAGUUGCGGCUGUCUCAGCAUGGCGUAGAUGCUGAGGAUUCCCGUCCAUUUCAGAACGCAUGUGUCCGUGAUCCAGCCCUGACAACUCAGCUUCAAUAUCCCACGGAGACAGCUGAGGUGGAAAUGGUUAAGUAUGCGCGCCUGCUUCUUGUACACUGUCCAGGUCUCCGCUCCACAUAGCAGAGUCAGCAGAAGGACUGCUUUGUACAUUUCCAGUUUGGUGCUGAUGUGGAAAUUGCGUCGAUUUCAGCCGGUACUUUGCAGACGACCGAAUGCUUGGCCGACCUAGGAAAUCCAGCGGACCACUUAAUCAUCGGUUUUGGUGUUGCGAGAGAGGGUGCUGCCCAGGUAAGUGAAGUUGUCCACAGCUUGCAGUUGGGCGCCGUUAACUUUGAUGUGUGGUGCUACGUGGGCAGCCUUGGUUGGCGUUUGAUGCAUAUACGGCGUCUUCUUCGUGUUGGUGAUUAGGCUGAAGUUGUCACUGGCGGUGACGAAAAGGUCCCUGUUCCUUUACCUGUCUCCUUCCUAGGUGGCGUUGAUAGCACAGCUGUCAAAGAUAAGUUCAUGGACAGAAGUUGCGGAUACAUUCGACUGGGAGUGCAUCCACCACUGAUUGAGGAAGUGGCCGCCCGUCCUGUAGGCGACACGGAUCCGGGGACGUUCGUCACGGUAAAUGUCCAGGAGCCUGGCGGCGAACAUGAGACUGACGAGGGUAGGUUUGAGGACGCAGCCCUGCUUCACUCUGUUGGUCACUGUGAAUGCCCUUGA